UUGCUUAAAUUCGUAAGGUUGUUUCUAGUCAAUGGUGAAAUGCAUUUUUGCCUUAGGAGAUUCCUAAAUAUUUGGGCGACAGAUUUGGGUGAAGUUUAGUAAAAACAGGCAUAAGUAGCUCAUAGAACGUUAUGCAUUGGAAUUAUUACCCUUUCCUUUUUUGCUAAGUGGCACAUAAAGAGUAGAGCUGUAAGAUUUCCAUGUUUGUGUGUUCGAAGACGCUAAUGUCAAGAAAUGCAGUCCAUUACGGUGUAAAUGUAAGAUAAUAAUUUUCAAUGAAACAUGUUUAUAUUUUAUAAAUCCAUACAAAAAUCAAAUUACACCGCCUGAGAUAAAACGAGAUAAACACAGAAAAGUCAACAGCAUCUUAUAUAAAUCGCUCACGGAUCAAAAUUCAUCAAUACAUUAUAAACAAACCAUUUGUUUUACAAACAUAACAUUGCAUCUUACGUCAUUAUAAAUAAAUUUCGUCCCAUUGUGUUGGUUUCAGUGGACUGUGAUGUGUUCAGUGGUGAUCAUGUCAGGGUAUAGGUUACAGUUUGUGGGGGCUUUGGUAUUUUUUGGUGAGCUAUGUGUUGCACUUAGAUUUUCUGGUCACUAAUAAGGUCUUGACUCUAGAAAAAUAUUAGAAAUUGUUUUUCUUUCUUAAAUAUAAGGGGGGGGGGGGGGGAAGCCGCCACAAUAUCAGUCGCAAGGCGAAGAGAUUUUUUUUUAUUUUUUUUUUUGGUGGAGCGAGGAAAAUUUUAGCGGGAAGAAAAAAUCACGAACGAAAAUUUUGAAACGUUAUUAUUUUAUUUAAAAUUACCUUGAAGAUUAUAUGUCAAUUUUUAUAUUAAAAAAUAUCCAAAAUUGGGUGUCUUUGGAGUCGUAUAAGCGUUUCAAAAAUAUACGAAUGUCAGAGUAGGCCUUCUGAAAUCUGGGCUCGAACCAACGACCCCUUGCUAAAUCUGUUACAAGUAUUUUCCAAAUAAAUAUUAACAUAGCAUAGCGAUAAUAUUUUUUUUUAAUUUUUAUAAUAAUAAUACAAUCGAAAUUCUUGAAAUUGAGUUGGAAUUGAGAAAAUUCAUUUAGACGUUUUUUAUAAUCUACUUAUUCAAUAAAAUUCGAGAACUAAGAAUUUUUAAGUAUUUUAUAUUAAUAUAUUACGUAGGUAUUUUAAAAAUGUAUAUCCAUAUUUAUUUAUUUUCAGAAUUAGUUGCAUCAAAUAUGUACAAGGAACCACUUUGGAAUUACGACAAUGAAUCUAAAUGGCCCGGACUGAAAUGUAAGGAAGGCGGGAAGAGGCAGUCGCCCAUCGAUAUCCGGACAUCAGACGUGGUCAAGGACUACACGAAGAAGUUCAUCAAGUACGGCUCCCUAAAGCUCAACGGGUACCACAGGGCGUUGGUCUCCGGCAUUAAUAACGGACAUACAGUGCAGUUCAGCUCGGAAGGCGAGGAAGCCAUCCACCCGACAGUGACCGGUGGUCCUCUACAACAUCUUUACAGACUCGAGCAGCUACACUUCCACUGGUUAUCUGAACAUUCAGUCAAUGGGAACAAGUAUCCAAUGGAAAUUCACUUCGUACACGUUAGAGCAGACCUUACGGUGGGAGACGCGCUGGUCAGCAAGGAUGGACUGGCUAUACUCUCCGUCUUUUGUAAUGUGAGCUAUAUGAGCUUAUUUAAUACCUUUCUUAUAUACCUACUUGUCGUACAGGGAUAGAGUAGAACUUUGCCAACACAAAGCUUUAAGCAGGUGCCACGCC
This is a messenger RNA of Diatraea saccharalis (sugarcane borer), 1747 nucleotides long. The record is from the annotation of a GenBank genome assembly. NCBI's taxonomy places the organism in Eukaryota, Metazoa, Arthropoda, Insecta, Lepidoptera, Crambidae.